GCGAUCGUGUAGGAGGGAUUCUGUCGGCCAUAAUCGUAUUAUAUCAUACCCAAAGCUCCUCCGGUGUAGCAAACCCGAUCCGACAAGGUUUUUGUGGCUAGCCGCGAUGGUCGCCGCUAAGCUUAGCGAUCCUGAACAUUGGAUCAACCAUCUACUACAAUGUAAACACCUUCCAGAGCGUCAGAUGAAGGCCCUUUGUGCACGGGUCCGGGACAUCCUUAUGGAAGAAUCCAAUGUGCAUCAAGUGAACUCGCCUGUCACGGUCUGCGGGGAUAUACAUGGCCAGUUCUGGGACGUGCACGAGUUGUUGAGGCAGGGAGGGAUGGUACCGGAUACGAAUUACAUCUUUAUGGGAGACUUUGUGGAUAGAGGGUAUUAUAGCUUGGAGACGUUCUCGCUGUUGAUGGCUUUGAAAGCACGGUAUCCGGACAAGGUGACGUUACUACGAGGGAAUCACGAGAGUCGGCAGAUCACGCAGGUGUACGGGUUUUACGACGAGUGCCAGACAAAGUACGGGAACGCUGCGGUUUGGAAGGCUUGUUGUCAGGUCUUUGACCAUCUCAACCUAGCUGCCAUCAUUGAUGGACAAGUACUCUGUGUGCAUGGGGGUCUUUCUCCGGAUAUCCGGACGAUUGAUCAGGUCAGGGUCAUUGCACGAAUGCAAGAGGUCCCACACGAGGGAGCGUUCUGUGAUCUGAUGUGGUCAGAUCCAGACGACAUAGAUACGUGGUCGGUCAGCCCAAGAGGAGCUGGUUGGCUGUUCGGAGCUCAGGUUACGCACGAAUUCAACCACAUCAACGGCAUCUCGCUCAUCGCUCGAGCACAUCAACUGGUACAAGAAGGUUACAAGCACAUGUUCGACGAUGCCCUGGUGACCGUCUGGUCGGCUCCCAAUUAUUGUUACCGGUGUGGAAACUCGGCCAGUAUCAUGGAGGUCAAGGAGGACGGCAAGACAGAAUUCAAGGUGUAUAUGGCUGCCGAAGAGAACGAUCGGGAUCCCAAAAACGAGGCGGCGAGACGGGGCAUGCCGUCGUACUUUGUGUGAUCAAACGGGCGUAAGGGAGGAAGUAAGGAAGGAGGAAGGCACCACUUGUAUCAUAUCUUGGACGAUAUUUGGCAUAGAUCCGUCCGAACGUUGUAUAUACCAUGGGGAUCCAUACUUGCUCACCGGUCAUCUUGCGGGGUCUGACCUCACGCGAGUCGAGCGAGCUCCCGCCGAUCUAGGUGAACCAUGUAUCCACGACCCCUAUCGACGGCGAGUCUCUUGCGGUGCCCUUGUCGUGCUAGC
Filobasidium floriforme is the source of this 1288-nucleotide messenger RNA. RefSeq names its product Metallo-dependent phosphatase-like protein. The record is from RefSeq and is a predicted model, not a curated record. The transcript is spliced from 9 exons. Gene Ontology annotation, biological process: peptidyl-serine dephosphorylation; G1/S transition of mitotic cell cycle. Gene Ontology annotation, molecular function: protein serine/threonine phosphatase activity. NCBI's taxonomy places the organism in Eukaryota, Fungi, Basidiomycota, Tremellomycetes, Filobasidiales, Filobasidiaceae. Gene Ontology annotation, cellular component: cytoplasm. Bases 107 to 1045 code for a protein of 312 amino acids.